UUUUUUAAACUUCUGACUCCUUUAUUUACUUAUUCUUAUUCCAAAAUAUUUUAUUUCCCCCAAUUACAUGUAAUAACAAUUUUCAACAUACAUUUUCCAAAAUUAUUAAGAUCCAAAUUGUCUCCUUUUCUCUCUUCCUUUCUCCCUCUUGGAGAUAGCAAUGUUUAUACAUUUCAUAGGUAUCAAUUUAAUUAACAUUCUAAAUAUUUCCUUUGGUCCUAGUGGGUGAUCACACAAUUAACUUCCCUAUUUCCUCCAAGUUUUUUGUGCCCAACAAGGCCCCCUGUUCUGAAAAUGGUUUCUUCACUUCCACAAGCCUGUUUUGUUGUUUUUAACCUUUACCUUCUGUCUUAGAAUCGGUGUCGGUUCUAAGGCAGAAGAAUGGUAAGGGCUAGGUAAAUGAACUUAAGUGACUUAAGAGUCACCCAACUGGGAAGUCCACAAGCUUUUAACAUGCCUCAUCUUGAAGAUUUAAAUGUGACAUUCACAAAAAUGUGAAGCUAUUACUUUGGUCCAAAUAUCAUGUGCUCUUUUCUAAGGGGAAUUCCUGAAACAAGAACCAUAUCUGUUCACUACAGCUGCUGGCACGAAUGACUGACCAGUUUUGGAAGGAUGGCUUCAGCAAGCUAAAACCUUUUGCAUGAUCGGCGAUUUCUCAAGCCCACCAAGAAAACCAGUCACAUCAUUUUAUGUUCCAUGAAUCCUCUCCAGCUCUGCUUUGGGACAGUUUUCUCCUUGGGAAUUCUGGAAUGAGAAAGUAUUUAAGACAACAUCCAAGUGCCCUUGAUGGAGAGAUUGUCUACAUAAGAUAUGUGGGCAUGAGUUCCCGAUUCAAUUGGACUAAACCUAUAAGAGCCCUUCGAGAUUAUCAACUAAGGUUCGGUCUUGCUCGAAUGAUGUGCCAAGGACUCCUUAAGAUCUUGCUUUCAUUCUCUGUCCAGCUUUCUUUAAAAAUCCCAAAAGAAUGAGACUCCUGCAUUGCUUUAUUCCCAGCAUUUGUUCCUUUGGUCAGCUCUGAUGCAAGGAAAAAGCCUCCUAGCCAAUGAAGCGGGUUUCACGCUAGCAUGGAUCUGCAUCAGAUGAGCAGUCCCUAGGGGAGGGAAGGUGCCCUCUGCCUUAAGUAGGUGAGGAUACCGGGCGCGCGUCGUCUCCUCUUUCAACUAGCCAGGCCACCGGCUCCGGCUCCGCCUCCGUCUCCGUUGUCUCAGCUGCCUGCGCCUGCGCGCCGGGAGAACUUCUUGGCCCCGUUCCUUCCCCACCCCCCUACCCCUGACACCGCCCUUUCCCGCCCUCUCCCGCCCCGCACGCCGUCAGCCUAGUAUGGUCUUCACUGCGCGUGCUCGCUGGACAUAGGUCCCGGAGAAAGGGCGGGGAGGAGAGGAAGCCGAGGGGAAGAGAGCCCCCGGCAGCAGCGAGGGGGUGGGAGGCAGGGUGCAUUGUGGGAAGGAGGCGGCAGCGUCCCGGGCGGGCGGGCUGGCUAGCGCUGUCGGUGGCGGCGGUAAAUCCUCCCGGCCGCUCACAGCACUGUAGAGCUGCGUCCCAAGCCCGGCCUCGGCCCGCAGCGCCCCUCCUCCUCCUCCUCCUCCUCCUCUUCCACCUCCUCUCGCCCUCCCUCCCUUCCUCCUUCCUCGUCCCCUCCUCCUCCUCCUCCUCCCCUCCGAGCCCAGCCGGGCCGGCCUCCCCGGGGGCCGGGAGGCGGCCGGCGGGGAGCAGGGGGAGGAGACCCGGCCGGCCGGACGGGCGACGAUGCCGAACUUCUGCGCGGCCCCGAACUGCACGCGGAAGAGCACACAGUCGGAUCUGGCCUUCUUCAGGUUCCCGCGGGACCCGGCCCGGUGCCAAAAGUGGGUGGAGAAUUGUAGAAGAGCUGACUUAGAAGAUAAAACACCUGAUCAACUCAACAAGCAUUAUCGUCUUUGUGCCAAACACUUUGAGACAUCUAUGAUUUGUAAGAGUAGCCCUUAUAGAACGGUUCUCCGAGAUAAUGCUGUACCAACAAUAUUUGACCUUACAAGUCAUCUGAACAAUCCACAUAGUAGGCAUAGAAAACGAAUAAAGGAGUUGAGUGAGGAUGAAAUCAAGUCACUGAAGGAGCGAAAAAUUGAUGAAAGUUCUGAACAAGAACAAACCAAUCAAGAAACAAAUAAUAGCAAUAGUGCUCAAAAUGCAGUUGCGGAAGGAGGAGGAGAACAGGAUGAAGAAGUUUUACCUUUAACACUUGAAGAGAAGGAGAACAAAGAUUACCUUAAAUCUUUGUUUGAAAUUUUGAUCCUUAUGGGUAAACAAAAUAUACCCUUAGAUGGCCAUGAAACUGAUGAAAUUCCAGAAGGAAUAUUUAUGCCAGAUAACUUCCAAGCUCUGCUUGAGUGUAGAAUUAAUGCUGGUGAUGAGGUUUUGCGGAAACGCUUUGAGACAACAGCAGUUAACAUGUUAUUCUGUUCUAAAACCCAGCAAAAACAAAUGCUGGAGAUCUGUGAGAGCUGUAUUCGAGAAGAGAUGCUCAGGGAAAUUCGGGACUCUCACUUCUUUUCCAUUGUUACUGAUGAUGUAGUGGACAUAGCCGGAGAGGAGCACUUACCUGUGUUGGUUAGGUUUGUGGAUGACUCUCAUAACUUGAGAGAAGAAUUUAUAGGUUUUCUUCCUUAUGAAGCUGAUGCUGAAAUUUUGGCCAUUAAGUUUCAUACCACCAUUACUGAAAAAUGGGGCCUGAAUAUGGAGUACUGUCGUGGUCAGGCCUAUAUUGUCUCCAGUGGGUUUUCUUCGAAGAUGAAAGUUGUGGCCAUGAGACUUUUGGAGAAAUAUCCUCAAGCUGUCUACACCCUUUGCUCCUCCUGUGCCUUAAACACAUGGUUGGCAAAAUCUAUUCCUGUUGUGGGAGUGUCUGUCGCUUUAGGAAUAAUUGAAGAAGUUUGUUCUUUUUUUCAUCGGUCCCCACAGUUGCUGGUGGAACUUGAUAAUGUUAUCUCUGUUCUCUUUCAGAAUAGUGAGGAAAAAGGUAAUGAGCUGAAGGAGAUUUGCCGUUCUCAAUGGACAGGCAGGCAUGAUGCCUUUGAGAUUUUAGUGGACCUUUUACAAGCACUUGUUUUAUGUUUAGAUAAUAUAAACAGUGACACAACUGUUAGAUGGGAUAACUUUAUUGCUGGCCAAGCAUUUGUACUUGGUAGUGCAUUAGUAGAUUUUGAUUUCAUUGUUACUGUUGUGGUUCUAAAAAACAUACUCUCCUUUACAAGAGCCUUUGGGAAGAAUCUCCAGGGUCAGACCUCUGAUGUCUUUUUUGCAGCCAGCAGUUUGACAGCAGUGUUACAUUCUUUAAAUGAAGUGAUGGAAAAUAUUGAAGUUUAUCAUGAAUUUUGGUUUGAGGAAGCCACAAAUUUGGCCACUAAACUAGAUAUAGAAAUUAAACUCCCUGGAAAAUUUCGCAGGUCUCAGCAAGCUAACUUAGAGCCUGAAGUGACAUCUGAAAGUUACUACAAAGAAGUUCUUAGUGUCCCAACUGUGGAGCACAUCAUUCAGGAACUGAAGGAUAUCUUCUCUGAACAGCAUCUCAAAGCACUCAAAUGUCUGUCAUUAGUGCCCUCUGUCAUGGGGCAGCUGAAAUUUAAUACAUCUGAGGAACAUCACGCUGAUAUGUACAAAAGUGACCUUCCUAAUCCAGAUACUCUUUCUGCAGAACUCCAUUGUUGGAGAAUCAAAUGGAAACACAGAGGAAAAGAUAUAGAACUUCCAGCAACAAUUUAUGAAGCCCUGCAUUUACCAGACAUCAAAUUUUUCCCUAAUGUUUAUGCAUUACUUAAAGUCCUCUGCAUACUCCCAGUGAUGAAGGUUGAAAAUGAGAGAUAUGAAAAUGGUCGAAAACGUCUUAAGGCAUAUUUGAGGGAUACUUUGACAGCCCAUCGGUCAAGUAACUUGGCUUUGCUUAACAUAAACUUUGAUAUAAAACAUGAUUUAGAUUUAAUGGUGGACACUUACAUCAAACUUUAUGCAAGCAAAUUGGACCUCCAAGAAGAAGUUCUUCCUACCAGUAAUUCAGAACCAACUGAAAAUACAUAAGGAAACUGACCAAAAUAGGUUUUCUUCUGGAAUUUACAUAUUGGGGGUUGAGAGAGAAGCCCUGCAAUAUUGAUAGGCAACUUAAUCAUUGAAGAUAAGUUUGCCUUUAGGUCUUUUUUUGGAUGUGUUAGCCAUUGAUAAUCUGUAUGUUAAAUUGUUGCUCUAUGAACUAGAAUACUUGGGAAAUUGACCUUCCAAAAGGUAAAAAUACUACAUUUCAUUUCUUUGUGAUUUCUGCUGAUAGCUACUGCUCUGGAGAUUUUUUGGUUAAUUUCAUUCUGGGACAUGUAACUUGUGAUUACCAGGGAUCCAACUAUCAGGUUUUGGGUUUCCCUAGUUAUUGUGAAAAAAUAAGUAUUAGGAGAAGAGAUGGAAAAAAAGUUAGUUAAAGUGAAGCUCACUACUGACUACUGAUUCCUAUGGGUUUGUUUUUUAAAAUGUUGUACAAUUGACAGUAAAUAGAUGUGUUGGAGAAUGGUUUAUCCUAACCGUGACUUCAUACACAUUUCCAUGUCAACUCUGACUUCAUCAAGUGAAUGUAAAUGAAUGAGUUCACUUAAAAUUUAAGUGAUAGAGCCAAUGUUGUUCCUCGUAAAUGAAUGAUUGUUGUGGUUUACAUUCCUCUAUUGGGGCUACACAGCAACUGUUUCAUGAACUUUUCACAGGUGUAUGUCAAAUAUUCUGUUCUGUGAUCUUGAAGCUGAUUUCACAAACAUAAAAACUGAUACGUUUGUGUUUUUUCUGCCUUUUCCCAUGCCUCAUCUUGACUUGUAAACCUAACCUGGAGGAAUCGCAAAUUAGGAUUUUGUGGUUUAUCUAGGAGUAAUGAGGAAAAUAUUACUGUUAUUUUUGGUGAGGAAAAACAAUUUUUGUAUAGUUUAUUUCAUUCUAAAUAAAAAUGUGAAUUUUCUUUAA
Molecule: messenger RNA, 4965 nt
Organism: Monodelphis domestica (gray short-tailed opossum)
Lineage: Eukaryota; Metazoa; Chordata; Mammalia; Didelphimorphia; Didelphidae
Gene: THAP12
Product: THAP domain containing 12
Molecular function (GO): protein dimerization activity
Source: RefSeq, a predicted model, not a curated record